Linum trigynum is the source of this 2795-nucleotide messenger RNA. NCBI's taxonomy places the organism in Eukaryota, Viridiplantae, Streptophyta, Magnoliopsida, Malpighiales, Linaceae. The record is from the annotation of a GenBank genome assembly.
CUAGAGAUGUGAUCACUUGCAUUUUGAUUUUCACUUUUACGAAACAAUUUGUUGUGCGGAGUCACAACAUCAAACAAUAUUGUUAUUGUUGUAAAAAAAACAAUAUUGUUAUUGUUGUAAAAAAUAUAAUAAUGUGUCACGUAUAUGACAUGCAGUUGGCAUAAGUUAAUAGUGUAACAUAUCAAGUAUGGCAAACCAAACACUCCUGACACGUGUAUUGUACCGCGUGUUUUGAUACCAUAAUAACACGCGUCCAUUAUUCAAAUAUAGAGAAUAUUGUCAAAGUCACACAAGAGCAAUCAAAGCAUUCAAUUUUAGUAUAUGCUAGAGUAGUAAAUGGGGUGAAUUUGAAUGGGAAUUUAUCAUUCGCCUUUAUAGAUGUGAAUCAUAUAUUCGAUUCAUUCAAAGCAUGCACAUGACAUUGAUAUGAAUAAUCUAAAUUGAUAUGUUGUGAAGAGACUCUAUUCAUGAUUUGAAUUACAUUGUUUAUAUACAUGGUUGUGGUUGAGAUCAUGAGAAGUGCGGCACCACAUAUCCUUUGAUUCUUUAACUCCCUUUCUUGAGCACAUAAUGUAAACAUGUUUCGGUGGAGGUUUAUAACGAUAUCCUCACUCACGUAAGGUCUUUAUUCGUUUAGAUGGUGUUGAGUUUGUGGUUUCGUAAUAUAGGGUUUAAAUUUAUGAGGGAAUAUGAUCUGAUUACUUAUUCAAUGAUUCAGGACACUACAAUGAGGGAUAAUGUGUUGCAAGGGCUGCUCUGUUGCAUAUGUCCCGCGAGUCAUGAAGGAAACCAUCGAUCAAUGAAUAUGUUUGUUUAUUGAAAUGGUACUUGUCUGAUUUCACCGAUUAUCAUAUGUGUGUUUUAAACUAUCGAUUAAUUCGUGUUCAUAUGCAUGUUUUAAAAUACGUAAAAUAUCAUAUUCCUACAAAAUAUGUGGAGAUGACACGUGGGGUUAAUGAUGUUGCUAUUGUAUAUAUAUAAUAUAUGUUGACGAUGCUAUUAAUUAAUGAAUGAAACUCACUUCCCUUUUCUUUACUUUCGUGGAAAGAGAAUAAAGAGGGCACAGAAUGGGUUUGUUUAUGCUUUGACUUUUCUAUUCCAUGGUCAUGGAGGAGAAAGGAAGGAAAAUAAAAGAAACGGAAAGAGGGGAAAAGAAGGAAAGGAAGUGAUGGCCUUUUUUGCUUGUAGAAAAGAAAAGUCCUGUGAAUGACCAAUGGACAGUAAUCAUUCUUUUGAUUCCAGCGUGAUAAAUACUGUAUCCCCUCCUUCGCCGUCACUCGUGUCUUAAACUUGUAACUUGUAAGAAAAUCAAAAACUUUGUUGGAAAGUUAUUAGGUUAUGAAAGAUUGGGUAAAUGACACAAAAAUGAUUUUUUUUAAUUACCAUCAAUAUGCAGCGGCGGAUCUAGAACACAGAAGAGCACUGCGCCGCAUUUCAUUAGAAAAUUAGAAACCCACGGGUAUGGGGAUGAGUUUGCCAAACAUUCCCCACAUGGGUAUGGGGCGGGUAUGAGUUUGGAUAUUUAAAGAUGGAGAUGGAGAUGAUUUAGACAAACCCGCCCCAUUGCCAUCCCUAGAUGGGAGGUGUCUUGUUCCCCGAUCGGUGGAGGUUCAGUCAUCUGCAAUACCUACUUUUGGUAGAUGAUUAGCGCAGAGCGGGGAGGUUUGCUUGGGGAGCAGCUGUUCUAUCCUACCUGUUCCGUGAAAUGGGUAGAUCGGCGCUGCAGAUGACAACAUCUUCUUCACUGGAUGGUGACUUUGGUGGAUGGUCCGCCUUGCUGAUGAUCUUGACGUGGGAGCGAUUUCCUCAUACAGCACCACUACAUAUAGAGACGGGUGCGAGAUUACCCAGGACGCAGUGCCACGUGGCCUUCGAUGGCUUCCGGCCCACACCCGUCAGCAUGGAGAUCAGUUCUAUAUGUACAAGGUGUGGUUUGACGAGUGCACGACAUUCGUGGUUAGUAUAUAACAUUUCGUUUUAUAGAAUAGUUUUCAUUGAUUUGUUAUAAAUUUAGGAGUAAUUAUGUGACCAAUCCUUCUGUGCAGGCGUCCGUACUUUGAUAGAGGUCAGGACUACAACGGUAGUGUGAUCCAGUCCGACACGUGAGCAGCAUGACAUACCUCGUCCAGUGAGGUACUCAGAUCGUCAGCCACUGCAACCAGUCAGACCUACUUUUACCUUCCAGUUCCACCAGCCUUCUCAGCCACAGUUUCCGUCGGGCGCGUUUACCGGAUUUCAGGCAGGCACCAGUUAUAGCUCUCAGUUUCAGCCAUAGGAAGAUAGUUUUCAUACACCGCAACAUGCUACGAUGGGAGGCGGACACAUGAGAUCAGGUAGUGAUACCGUGCCAGAUUUGGACCCAGAUGAGUGGAAGCGUCUAGAUGGUGAUAUGGUUUUCCGGACAUCGAUGUGGGCAUAUGAGCAGCAGCGACGAGAGGGUGCACCGGAUGAGCAGGUUCAGUCUCAGGGGGAUGAGAUGUUUGGCACACAGGAUCAGAAUGAUGUGGAGGAGGGAGAUGAUCAGUUGCCUCCACGGAACAGGAGGCCAGCGAGGUGUGGUACUGGCGGCCACCUACUGGCACAACACGGUGGUCGUCGUAGGAUUCUCUUUACCACCGAUGUUGGCAUUUUUCUCUUUACCACCGAUGUUGGCAUUUUUCUCUUUACCACCCGCAAGAAUGUCUGCAAAUAAUCGUAGGAUUCUUCCCAAUUCCCAUGCAACUUCUCCAAUGCUCUUUGUUUCCCAUACCAAGCCUUUUUGUAAGUAACUUGCGUAUUAAACUUAUCUUUCAACU